Molecule: messenger RNA, 1347 nt
Organism: Centruroides sculpturatus (bark scorpion)
Lineage: Eukaryota; Metazoa; Arthropoda; Arachnida; Scorpiones; Buthidae
Exons: 9
Coding region: 44-1297 (417 amino acids)
Source: RefSeq, a predicted model, not a curated record
CAGUCAACUUUUAGAAUUGGGAAGCAUCUGCAGAGAGAAUUUUAUGAGACUUAUUCCUGCAAUUGAUCUCGAUGACAAUGUAACCAUUAAUGAAUUACCAGAUAUUUCAUUAUGCAUUCAAAAUUUUCUGGCAUGUUUUGAUAAUCUAGAGAAACUACACGUGGGUCCUAUAUUGGCUAACAUGAUAAUGGAAUUGUACAAGGAAGAUGUCAGUAAGAGUCCAUGGAAAAUUUUAUCAGUUCCUUCAAGAAUCACCCUAUUGAUGUGUGCAAAUGGAUUUUUGAAUAAUAUGGAACUUCUAAAAUCUAUUCCAUUAAAUAUUAUCCUUCUUGAAUAUGGACAUCAGGCCGAACAUGAUUAUCAAAUGCCGUGUAAGAUGAUAUCACAAGUGGGGAUUAGCUGUUGUGUGUGUACUGGAACAUCAGCUUGGAACAGUCUUGCAGGAUGUCCAGAAGCAGCUAUUAACAACAUAUAUCAUGCCAUUCAAGCAAACUCCUAUCAGAACUUAAUGGGUUUGAUUGUAGCUGACUGGGGAGGAAGUCCACAUCACACUUCAUUAAGUUUCAGUCUUCCUGGAGUUGUUGUAGGAGUGGGAUUGGCAUGGAAUCCUUCAGUGCAUUGGGAUUACAUAAACAGUCGUUUAACAGAAUUGAUCAACACUCAUAUAAUAUUGGAUGCUGAAAAUGUUCUUGCGCAACUGAUAUUGGAGCUAGGAAGAAUUGAAACCUAUUUACUGAGAGCGAGUCGCAAACAGGAUGAUCAUGACAUGUCCAACUUGCCUGAAGUUCAAGGAUCUAUUCUGCAUCAACUUUUAGAUGACACAGAUAAUGUCAAUUUAGAAAAUUUAUCAGUUGAUAGCUUUCAGAAAGUAAUUCGACAUGUUAAAUAUUGUCAGAGAGAACUACAGAAAUCAAAAGCAAAAUGUCAUCAGAAUGGUGAAAUUAUUUCAGAAAUUCAAUUAGCAACUGAAUUAAUGCUUUUUGCUUGCAGAAUUGGUAAACUUCUUAUUUCCAUCGGACGCAAUCCAAAUGAAACAAUGGGUUUGGCUGUUAUCAAUGUUGGAUUGGUUAAUCUUCCUCCCACCUCCAGAACAGACUUAGCUAAUAAAUUAUUGGCUUUGAUUGAGCAAUACCGAGCAGUGUGGCUGAGCAGAAAUCUACCAGUGGGUCUUCAUGCAUCCCUUCUGUUGUUUAACAACAUCUUAAACAAAUUAAUUCCAGAAGAUGUGGAAAAUUCACGAGAGAGUCACUUUUCCAUAGAUACUGCCGAUGUGUUGGACUACAACGGAUCUGUAUAGUAAAUGGACUUUUUUUCUGAUUAAUAAAUUAUUUUCGUUAUAAAAAAUAA